Molecule: messenger RNA, 1788 nt
Organism: Fulvia fulva
Lineage: Eukaryota; Fungi; Ascomycota; Dothideomycetes; Mycosphaerellales; Mycosphaerellaceae
Product: Alcohol oxidase
Exons: 6
Coding region: 1-1788 (595 amino acids)
Molecular function (GO): flavin adenine dinucleotide binding; oxidoreductase activity, acting on CH-OH group of donors
Source: RefSeq, a predicted model, not a curated record
AUGCCUCUCUACAACUCUCUACCAGAUAGCAUCCUUACCGAUGGCGUCGACGUGAUCAUUGCUGGAGGCGGUACAGCAGGAUGCGUGGUUGCCUCCCGCCUCGCAGAGGCUGAUCCGAACCUUUCGAUCCUCGUUAUCGAGCAAGGUAUCAACAACUUCAACCUCCCACAAUGCAUCUAUCCAGCUCUGUUCCCGAAGAACUUGCUCGUUGACAACGAAACGGCUACAGCUCUGUUUUGGAAAGGCAACAAGUCUGCCUUGCUUGGUGAUCGCGAGCCAAUCGUGCCGUCUGGCGGGGUUCUAGGGGGUGGGAGCAGCAUAAACUGGAUGGUAUAUACGAGAGCACAGCGCAGUGACUUUGACAGCUGGAACACGCCAGGAUGGAGUGCGAACGAAGGUUGGCAAUAUCCGCCAGAGCGCGAUCGCGAGCAUCACGGCGACUCUGGUCCUGUGAACGUCUCAUCCGGCACUUUCCGAGCUAGGCAUGCUGAGGACGAGUUCAUCGAUGCAGCUGCCAAGCUUGGUUAUCGCGAGCUCAAAGACUUGCAGAAUCUCGAUGCGAACAACGGCACUGAACGCUGGCUGCGCUACGUCGGGCCCGAUGGCAAGAGACAAGAUGCUGCUCAUCGCUUUCUUCAUCCAAAGCUGCAGAGUGGAGGAUAUCUCAACCUUCACGUUCUGGUCGAGACUCAAGUCGUGCGGGUCAUCUUCGAUGAAAACAAGCGAGCUGUAGGCAUUGAGUACCAGCCGAACCCAAGGUAUAGAUCCGACGGCAAGCCACAGGUGGUCAAAGCUUCAAGAAUGGUCGUCCUCUCCGCUGGUGCGAAUGGAACACCACUCAUCCUCGAGCGAUCUGGCGUAGGUGAUCCUGAGAUUCUCAAACGUGCUGGCGUCCCCCUUGUGGAGCCUGUUACCAAUGUCGGCAAAGAGUAUCAAGAUCACCACCUCAGUCUCUGGGCAUAUCGGACAGACCUUGGCCACCGAGACACCAUCAACGGAUUCUCUGAUGGUCGCUUUGAUGUUGCAGAUGCAAUCCGCAAAAACGAUGAGCUUCUAGGUUGGAAUUCCAUGGAUGCCUCUGGCAAGUUCCGACCAACGGAGCGUGAAGUUGCCAACCUCGGUCCUGCCUUUCAGAAAGCAUGGGAACGAGACUUCAAACACGCCCCAGAUCGUCCUCUCAUGAUAAUCGCCAUGUACCUCUCCUACUUCGGUGACCAUACUACUCUUCCAGACUCGGCCGAGUACGUGUCGAUGGCAUGCUGGACAGCCUACCCUUACUCGCGCGGCCAUAUUCACAUCACAGGUCGCAGCCUCGAUGAUCCCAUCGACUUCGAUACGGGAUAUCUCAACGACGAGAAGGAAGGGUAUGUCGACGUUAAGAAGCAUAUAUGGUCGACGAAGAUCUAUCGCGGCGAGCUUGCUUCUUCUCAUCCCAAGUUCCCGGCUGGGUCGAAGGCUGCGGUAGUUGAGAGGGCAUUAGGACCGGUCCCGGAUGAUGCGCCGUUCAUACAGUAUUCGAAGGAAGAUGAUGCGGCGAUCGAGCAGAAGGUGAGGGAGACUGUGUCCACCACGUGGCAUAGUCUAGGUACAUGCAAGAUGUCUCCUCGUGAAAAGGGUGGUGUUGUCGACAGGACCCUAAGCGUGUACGGCGUUAAAGGCCUCAAGCUUGCUGACUUGAGCAUUCCACCGGAGAAUGUUGGUGCGAACACUAACAACACUGCUCUUAUGAUAGGCGAGAAAGCGGCCGACUUGUUUAUCAAGGAGCUCGGCAUCAAAGCCAGGAUAUAA